AUGAAAGAGAAAUUACAGAUUGAGCUUCUCAGAGUCACUGUCUCUGAAACCAAGCUCUCUCUGAGCUUCUCUCUGAAUGACCACACAGGGUCAUAUGCCACUGUAUUGACUGAGAGGGAAAGCAGUGUUGCAACAGUGAUGAGAGAGGCAGAGAACAGACUGAACACAGAUAAACUGACUAGCAGAAGAAACAACAUCUCACUGCAAGGCACAGUGACUACUGCUGCAGCUGCAAAAGAAGCAGAAGAAGGAGAAGAUGUGAUAAUAAGAGUGAUACUCUCACAGCUCAUUGACACUGCUGUCUCCACCUUCAACCUGGCUUUCUUGACAGUCAUGAAGGCUGCUGCUGCAUCAUGA
Molecule: messenger RNA, 357 nt
Organism: Blastomyces dermatitidis ER-3
Lineage: Eukaryota; Fungi; Ascomycota; Eurotiomycetes; Onygenales; Ajellomycetaceae
Exons: 1
Coding region: 1-357 (118 amino acids)
Source: RefSeq, a predicted model, not a curated record